GUGUUCUUCUCGUCGUCGUCCAGUUUCCUGUUGCAUCUGUUCAAACAUCCCUUUUUUCUGUAAACGUCAGAUUAUGUUCAGUCUUUGUUUGACACUCUGCCUCCGUCUGCGUCUGUGGGCCUCAGCUCUGGUCAUGUUCCCGCCUCUGUUGCCCCUCCCCCUUCUGCCCCUCCUCCUCCUCUCCCCCCUCCCUGGUGUCUCAGUUCCCCCCGGCCCCCCCCUCGCCGCUGCAGGUCCGGUCCUGGAGGGCGGGCCCUUCGUGGUGGUGUGGAACACGCCCACCUCCCGCUGUCAGCAGCGCUUCAGCGUCAGCCUGGACCUGGAGGACUUCCACAUCGUACAGAACCGAGAGCAGAGGUUCCAGGGGCAGAACAUGAGCCUGUUCUACCGGGAUCAUCUGGGUAAAUAUCCGUACCUGUCCAGAGGUGGACGGAGGGUGAACGGGGGACUCCCCCAGCUGGGUCACCUGACCUCUCACCUGUCCGUCACGGUGACUCAGGUGUCCGCUCUGCUGCGUCCUGACUUCAGCGGCCUGGCGGUCAUCGACUGGGAGGAGUGGCGCCCCCUGUGGGAGGAGAACUUCGGACAGAAGACGGUGUACCGACGACUGUCCGAGCAGCUGGUCCGACAGCGGAGACCGGAUCUGUCGGACCGGGACGCGGCGGCACUGGCCCGGAAGGGGUUUGAGGAAAGCGCGCAAAGGUUCAUGGGAGAAACGCUGCGGCUGGCGGUCAAGCAUCGGCCCAAUGGAUUGUGGGGGUUUUAUGGGUUCCCCGCAUGUUUUAAUAAACAUAAAAGGAAAACAGAUCAGUUCUACACCGGCCGCUGCCACAGAGGAACCCGGCAGAAGAACCAGCGUCUGCGGUGGCUGUGGAGGCGCUCCACGGCGCUCUACCCCAGCGUCUACCUCCCACUGAGGCUGGCAGGGUCCGCAGACGCCGCUCUGAUGGUCAGACACAGAGUACUGGAGGCUCUGAGGGUGGCGUCAGCCUGGCGUCCACACCCCAACCACAGCACCCCGGUGUUCCCCUACAACAGACUGGCCUUCACACACACACUCAGCUUCCUCAAUAAGACGGACCUGGAGAACACACUGGGAGAAAGCGCAGCUCUGGGGGUGGCGGGGGUCGUCCUGUGGGGGGAGGUGGAGUUCGCCAAGUCCAAGGACCAGUGUGUCCUCCUCAGGGACUACAUCCACACCGUCCUGGGUCCAUUCAUACGGUCUCUGCGCUCUGACGCCUGCCGCUGCAGCAUCCGCCUUUGCCAUGGCAACGGACGCUGUGCCCGGCGACGCCUCCGGUCCGGUCACAUGUUUUCUUCUGCUUCGGACGAACAUCUACAGGAGCAUUUCAUGUGUCGGUGUUACUCAGGUUGGACUGGACACGGGUGUCAGCACAAGGAAUGAAGGAAACCAGGGAAUAGUCUGGAGUGAACAUUUUUUUGUCGUAGUUUUGUGAAAUGAAGCCAUCAGCAUCCAUUUGGUGUCAACCAAAAAAGAAAGCAGGUAGAUGUUUUUAACCCUUUAAACGCCAUAAAUGCCCUUUAAACAGACCAUAAUAACUCCAGACAGUGUCCAAAUCUGGUUCCCUCCUCCCACCAGUAGAUGGCGGACAUGAGCCCCUUCCAUCCUAACACUGUUUCAGGGCAUGUUUCUAUUCAAAGUUGAACCCUUUCAUGUAUGAAUUAUGAGACCCAUAAUCAAUAGUUUGGAUUUUAUUCCUCUUUAGGCAUGAAAAAAACAAUGCAGUUGAAAUUUUUUAA
Molecule: messenger RNA, 1761 nt
Organism: Sphaeramia orbicularis (orbiculate cardinalfish)
Lineage: Eukaryota; Metazoa; Chordata; Actinopteri; Kurtiformes; Apogonidae
Gene: hyal3
Product: hyaluronidase 3
Exons: 7
Coding region: 74-1405 (443 amino acids)
Biological process (GO): carbohydrate metabolic process; hyaluronan catabolic process
Cellular component (GO): acrosomal vesicle
Molecular function (GO): hyalurononglucosaminidase activity
Source: RefSeq, a predicted model, not a curated record